This is a messenger RNA of Rotaria sp. Silwood1, 2731 nucleotides long. Lineage: Eukaryota; Metazoa; Rotifera; Eurotatoria; Philodinida; Philodinidae. The record is from the annotation of a GenBank genome assembly.
CAAUGUCGUUUCUGAAAGAUCUAAAGACGGGCUAUCUUUCCAUGCAUUUAUCUCAAUUUCGAAAUUUUUGACGGAAAUUGACUUUUUUUUGAGGGGGUGGGGGUGGCCUUAAAAAAAAAAGAAUUCUAGAAUUUUUGAAUAUAUUCGUGUCUUAUUUAACAAAGUCUUAAUGAUGAUUGAUGACAAGCUGUAUUCUUUGCAUUUAUUGUUGAUGUUAUGAAAAAUAGCGUGUUCACUUUUAAUUUUAAUGUGUACUAAUACUUUGAAGAAAUUUUAAAGUAUUACCAUCUCUGUCACAGAUUGUAAAUGUAUAGAAAUCAUAAGAGUAGCUACUAUUAUGAAUCAUAUAAACAAUGGAUAUCAAAAUUAUUCAAAAAGGUUUAUUUGAAAGCUUUUUUCGCUGCCGUCAGUACUAGAAAAAUUUCACAUAGUGAUGCGCAUAGAAAUACAGACUUACAGUAAGCAUGUAAAGAAAUAAAAAUUAUUGUCAGAUUUCUAAAGAUAAGAAGUCCAGAAAACUAAAAGGUUAGUUUUUUUAGCAUUCAGAACGUGUAAACAUAGCUUUGUUUAGACUACAUAAAAUGAUAAAGUAAUUAAUUAUGUACAAAAUAAGACGUCUUCCACUUCUCUGUGAUAUUUCGCAGCUGAGAUAUAGCAAUUUUAUGAGUCCCUAAAGUCGUUUGUUACUAUUCCCUAUAGAAAAGCCAAUUUUUGGCCUUCAAUCAAAUUACCGUGUCGUAGCCAAAAAGAGUCGUAGACAAUUCGAAAACAUGUCAUUUUGUAACGAAUGAUCUACUGUAUCGUUCUAUUUACUUUAAACAAUAUCAUAUUUAUACCUUUUAAGUGUUGAAAAACUCAUGUUUUGGUUUUCUAGAUUCCUUAUCUUGGAGGAUCUCAUAAUAAUUUUUAUUUUCUUGUAUUCUUGUUGAAAAGCAUUUUCUCUAUUCGAAUCAUUAUUUGGACGCUUUCUAAUGUUUACAACAGCAGAAUAAAAACUCAAAAAUGAACCUUGUUGAAUAAUUUUGUUAUCGAUUGCAUACAUAUAUAUAUAUAUAUCCAAUUUCAUUGAUGUAGAAAAGCAAAUACACUCUGUUGUUUAUUGUUCUAUAUUUGUUUACAAAGGUUCUGAUUUCUAUUGAUUAUCUUGAUGAUAACUUACAACAGGACCUUCUGAUUUAAUCAGACAAAAAAAGAACAAAGAAUCAUGCAAUGAUUAUUCAUUGACGCAUGUUAGUCAUAAAAGUCACUUUUGAUUUUGAAUGAUAUACAUUAACAGCGAGCAUUAUUUAUUUUUCAUGUCUAAAGCGGACAUGCGUUUUUUUUUCUAAAGAAAAUAUUUAACAAAGUAUAUUGAUCAUACAAUUUUAAUGAUGUUCAAUUCUUUAUAUCUUCUACCCCAUCGUUGAAAACUAUUUACUUUUGAUGUCAAAAAAACUUCUUUUGAUGUUUAUUGAAUUUUUUCAGUUCAUUAAACAUUAGAAUAGGUUAUUGUGAUCAUAGACAACUUUCAAACUGAUGUAUUACAUUUGUUUUCUAGUUUUAUUAUUAAAAUUUUGAUUUUCUUAUAUUAAUGGAUAUUCUAGUGUUUUCAUCAUGAAAUUGAUCAUUUCUUUGACUUUUUGUAUCAAUAAUUCAUUCUGUUAAAACUGACUAUAUUUUAAUAUCAUAUUGUUUCUCAUGAUAAAAACAUGCAAGUAAUAAUUCAAUUUUGCUUAAAUAUUGACAAUAAAAAUCUAACAGUAAAUACAGAAGAAUUAUCAUUGAGACAAUAAUUAAAAAGGAUGAUUUGUUUAAAUAAAAGACGAAAAACAAUAUGAAAAUAUUAAAUAAAAUUAAUGUACUAUAAAUUAUUGUAUAGUUUUCAUCUAAUGCCUUGAUGCAAUAGAUAUUCUAUCCAAUAGAAAGAAAAUCGAAAUAAAAUAAGAUACAUAAGACAUUUUCAUAUAUGAUCAUAAUACUGAUUAGUUGAUUAUGUGUUUGUUUACUAAUUUCGAAUAAGAAUAAUUGAAAAAUUUUUACGAAUGUUAUAUCAUUUUUUUUAAGGCCAUUUUCGUACAUUUUCAAGUGGUUUUCUAAUUGGAAAAAAAAAGUUAUCCUAUAACUAUACUCAAACAAUUCAAUGUACACCAAACAAAGAUUAUCUUAACACUAGUAGAGCUCCCCUACACUAUCUCAAAAAGUUGUAUACAUGUAAGACAAUUUUUUUAUUGAUUUAAUUAAUUAUAAUAUUUUUAUUUAUAAUAUUAUAUAGUACCAAUUUAUAAUGAAGAUGAAAAAAAACUUGAAUGGUUUACUGAAUCAAAAUUAGAAUCAAACGAAAGUUCGGUAUGCCCCAAUGGUUUCGAACGUAAAGGCAAAUUUUGUCAUGAGUGUAACAAUUGUCAAUCUGAUGAAUGUGAAAAAGGAUAUAGAAAAAAUUUUGAUUCAGGAUUAUGUGAAGGUAUUUGUAAACUUCUACAAUAUAUUAUUUCUUAAUGCAAAAAUAAAUCGAGAUGAUCCCUGUUAAAAUCUUAUAAACAUUAAGAUACAAGUUUUUAACAUACAUUUAAUUUCAUGACAAUUAUAAUACUUAAAAUAGUACCUGAGAAAAAAAAACCCAUUAAUAAAAUAUUUUUGGCAUUCUAUAUAAUUAUUUUGUUGAAGACGAAGUUAUGCAAGAAUACAUUUCGAUAUUUUCUGACUUCCAACAUCCAAACUCAUUUAGUCAUAUACAGAGUGAAAGAUCAUGAUU